GCGAGCCUUUGCUUCGAAUGUCCCGCGUUCGUUCUAUUGGAACUCGGUUGUUGGUGCCUCGCGCUCCGGGGACGGAGCGGCUGCAGCGUCUCCCAAGCCCAAGCCCAAGCCCUGUCCCCCUUCCUGCAUUCCCCACUCCCACCACUGCUCGUUUACAUUUCCCUCGUCCAGAUCCUCCCUUUCUACACAAUUCAAGCCCUUCGGCAUGGCGGCAGCAGUCGGCUCGGCCUCACUUCGCACCACAGCCUCCCGCUUUGCGCUGCUGAGGGUAGAGGGCGAUUCAUCCGAUUCGGAUUCGGACUCUGGGCGGAUUAACAGCAGCAACCGGGUCGGGAAAGGUGCCCGCACCGGAGCUGCGAAGAAAAACAACAGCUCGCAGCCUGGGGCCGCAGGCGGUGGCGGCAGCAAUGAGAAAAAGAAACAGAAAAGGAAGAAGAAGAAAGGGCAGCAGCAAAGCGAAGCGAAUGAGCUAAGAAGUCUGGCCUUUGGGAAAAGUAAUUCAAAAUCUUGUUCUGCUGGUAUCACCGGAAUGAGCAGUGCAUCCUGUCAGUCAGAGCAACCCCCGAACUGCCAGAAUCCACCGGGGGCGGAGGGCGAGAAAUGGGAGCAGUGGCGAGAAAAGGAUGAACAGCUCACCAGCGAAUUGUAUGAAGCAGAUCUCCAAAAAGCUUUACUGAAUAGCAAGUUGGAAUUCGAGGAGCAUAAGAAUUGUUUUGAUGCUGAUAAUACUUCUCAAAUGAAAGGACCGAGUAGAAAGGAAAAACGAAAGCACCUUCAGGGAAAAGAUAAACCUGCUACUGUUUCAUUGAAAGAUUUUCAGACUGAUGGAAGUACAGAUCAGACAAAUAAAAAAUCUGAGGAACCAAAACCUGCACAAGCAACAGAUGAGGAUGGCUUCUUUAUUAAAUUGGAUGAAGCUGCAAGUAAAAUACUGUUAAUGGAGAGGAGAAAGCAAUUAUCAAGUACUAAUGGAUUGGACAGUAUCUCCCAAGAGAGCCAGGAAGUUAUUUCCAAAAACGCAAGAACUGAACACUUAAAAGAUAAACUGGAAAAGAAGGAUUUGAAAAUUCUCCAGUUGAAACAAACAGUUGCUGAGUGGGAAACAAAAUAUAAAGAAGUGAAGGCUAGAAAUGCUCAGCUUUUGAAGAUGCUACAGGAAGGUGAAAUGAAGGAUAAAGCAGAUAUCCUCUUGCAAGUUGAUGAACUCUUAAGUAUUAAGAAUGAAUUAACAUUGCAGGUUACUGGUUUACAUGCAGCUCUGGAACAAGAAAAAUCAAAAGUCAAGCUACUACAGGCAGAUUUAACAAAAUUUCAGGGAGGCAAGAAAGGGAAGAAGGUAUCUGAAUCUGAUCACUGAAGAUUGUACAAUUUACAUACUGUGAAGCCCAGGGCAAAAAAACCCCUCUAGAAAUCUUUCCUCAAAGUGCCAGUGGAGACACUUGUUAUUGCACAGUUGGAUUUUGCAAUCAAUUUGUUCUGCAGUUCUUUAAAACCUUUGAGAAGGCUUUUUCCUCCCGCUUCCCCCAGGAAGAGUUGGGUGGGAAAUUUAAUUUUGCACUUUUGAUGGUCUAGGUACUGUUGACUGAAAGACUUAUUGAUGAAUUACAUUUCAAAACUUUUCCUUUAAGCUUCAGAAGCUUAAACGUAGGGUCCUUUUUACUUUUCAGAAGUUAAUUUUGAUUUGUAAUAAAUGAAAUUGCUUUAGAAUGAUACUUUGCUUGUUAGGUGAAGAAUUGCGCCAUCUUGUUUCAACUGCAAGCAUCUGUUGCGUCUGAGUUGGCACAGUAGAUUGAAACUAAAAAUAUACAGAAAUGCGAUGUAGCACAUUUUCAUGCUGAACCUCAUGAAGGCUGGUAUUGACCAGAAAGAAGGUUAUAGAGUUUGAAUAGUGUCGAGGCGGGGAUGGAAGAAGUAAUUGCCAUACAAUUGUUCCUGGGGCUUUCAUGUAAAAUAAAUAGAAAAUUGGACUCAUCAAGUGAAGGAAAGCAAUAUUUUCAUUAUCUUAGAAGUUUCUGAUUCUCGAUUGGUCCCUGGUACAUUUGCCUUUGGAAAGAUAUUGUAUAUCAACUAGUCUAGAUUUGUGACCUGUACUAGAAAGACAUUUGUAAAUAGCCCAGACUGGUUUUGAAAUAGUUUCCAAUUUGAUCAGAGUUGAACCUAAAAAAAUGCCAAUUUUUUCUUAAUUUCCAAUGAUUUGCAAUAAAGUUUGAUUCAACCAGA
Leucoraja erinaceus (little skate) is the source of this 2220-nucleotide messenger RNA. RefSeq names its product G kinase anchoring protein 1 (gene gkap1). Gene Ontology annotation, biological process: signal transduction. The transcript has 11 exons. Gene Ontology annotation, cellular component: Golgi apparatus. Lineage: Eukaryota; Metazoa; Chordata; Chondrichthyes; Rajiformes; Rajidae. The record is from RefSeq and is a predicted model, not a curated record. Bases 206 to 1357 code for a protein of 383 amino acids.